UUAUUAAAUUAUUAAAUUGAAUUCCCUUUCUUUAUUAACAACUUUGUUUUUAUGAUUUUGAGGAAAAAAAUAUAAUUUUUUCUCGACAAUUCAAUCAUUCGUUGUAUCUCAAACUCAAUUAAUUAUUCCAAUUAGUGUUAAACAAGUUAGACUGAAAAAUGAAUUUUAAAUCAAUGAAGAUUAGGUGCCUGUUGAAUGAGACUUUGUUCCUCAAAAUUGAAGAAAAAUAACUUGAUAAAACCAGUAAUUAGAGAUAAAAAAAAAAGAAUGAAACGUCAUGCUGGUCAGAAAAUAAUAUGCGAAUGCCUUUCUCUUUGCUAUAGUUUGUUAUAAGCGGUGAAGACGUGAAUAUGCGAAAAGCCGAUUACAGUCGGCUUAAUUAUUGAGACAAUCCGAUUGAAUUGUCAAACAGUGUCGUGAAAAAAAAAUUUUUAAUUACUUUACAUCUAGUAAAAACUAAUUUACUGUCAAAUUCAACAAAUAAAAUUUUAUGUUCUUCUGAAAAAAAAAUAGAAAAAUUUUCUUAAUUUUCUUUUACUAACAAGAGAAGUAAAUCUCGAAAUGGAUCAAGUAAAACCGGAUAAACCAAAACAUUGUACAUGGCAGCCAAAUGCCAAAGACACGCCUCAUACUCAAAGAUCUCUGCACGUAGAUCGAAAGAAAAUAUUGCGAAAUAUUUUAGAAGCGAUUGGCGAGACUCCCAUGGUACGUCUCAACAAAAUUCCAAAACAACAUGGAAUAAAGUGUGAAAUAUUGGCAAAAUGCGAAUUCAUGAAUCCAGCGGGAUCGAUGAAAGAUAGAGUCGCGCAUCGAAUGGUCCAGGAUGCGGAGGAAAAAGGUUUAUUGAAACCUGGCGACACAAUUAUUGAGCCAACGAGUGGAAAUACAGGAGUUGGUUUGGCAAUGGUAACGGCUGUCAAAGGGUAUAAUUGCGUGACAGUAAUGCCUCAAUGGAUGUCGAAUGAAAAGCAAUACACGAUGCAGGCCCUUGGUGCAAAAGUGGUGAGGACGCCGGUCUCAGGCCUUCCCGACAAUCCCGAGGGACCAUUCAUGGUCUCUGCAAAAUUGCUGCAACAAACACCGAAUAGUGUCGUUUUAAACCAGUAUUCAAAUCCGUCAAAUUCACUUGCUCAUUACGAUACAACGGCUGAAGAAAUCUUCGAACAAACGGGAGGAAAAAUUGAUUAUUUUGUCGCUGGAUCAGGAACUGGAGGUACUCUCACUGGAAUUGCUCGUAAACUUCGAGAAUUAUCGCCUCAAACGAAAAUAAUUGCCGUCGAUCCCCUGGGAAGUCAAAUGGCAAAUCCUCCUGAACUAAAUAAAACUCCAGUAACUUUUUGGGAAACCGAGGGAAUUGGCCACGUUUAUCUUCCGUCGAAUAUGGAUCGAGAUGUCGUCGAUCAAUGGGUGAAAUCAAAUGAUCGCGAUUCAUUUCUCGCCGCCAGAAGUUUAAUUCAAGACGAGGGUCUACUUGUGGGUGGAAGUUGCGGAGCCGUUUUGUGUGCGGCACUUGAAAUAGCGAAAGAUCUUCCAGAAGACAAACGUGUCGUGAUUCUAUUACACGACGGAAUUCGAAAUUACUUGACGAAAUUUGUCUCCGACUAUUGGAUGGAGAGCCGAGGCUAUUUAGAUCCUCCCGAACCAAUCGAAAGCAAUCGCUGGUGGUGGGAUCUUUUGGUUUCUGAUCUUCAUCUAAAUAAACCUUUUGUUAUUCCAGAAGGAACAACUUGCGAGGAUACAAUGAAAAUUUUCCAAGAAAAAAAAUAUCAUCAAUUGCCAAUUGUCAAAUCAAACAAUGAAAUUAUUGGUUUCAUAACGCAAAAUUUGAUAUUAAGUAAUUUAAUUUCAGGAAAAGUGCAAAAAAUCGAUGUGGUCGAGAAAAUAAUGGAAAAAGAAUUUCGUAAAGUAAAUCUAAAAACGUCACUCGGUAAACUUUCUCGUUUUCUCGAACAUGAACAUUACGCCGUUGUUUUGGACGAUGAUAAAAAUGAUGAAUUAGUCGGAAUCGUCACUCAAAUUGAUUUAUUGCAUUUCAUCAACAGCAGCAGAAAUGGCGCAACUGCGUAAAUUUAGUUUAUCACUAAAUUUCGAAUUAAUUUCUCUCUAAAAUCGAAUUUAAUUACUUAAUUACUGCUACUUCAUCAAAAUUAUUUUCAUCUUUUCAAAUUCAUUUGUUUAUCAUUCAAUUUUACCAAAUUUCAAUUAUU
This is a messenger RNA of Leptopilina heterotoma, 2207 nucleotides long. RefSeq names its product cystathionine beta-synthase-like. The coding region runs from base 562 to 2067 and encodes 501 amino acids. NCBI's taxonomy places the organism in Eukaryota, Metazoa, Arthropoda, Insecta, Hymenoptera, Figitidae. The record is from RefSeq and is a predicted model, not a curated record. Gene Ontology annotation, cellular component: cytoplasm. The transcript has 6 exons. Gene Ontology annotation, molecular function: cystathionine beta-synthase activity; cysteine synthase activity.